CUUGAAGAAACCUGCAGUGCCAUCUGUUGCUUUGCAGAUACUGCACAGAUGAUGUGUUGCUCCGGGAAAUGAUGUCGGACCCCCUCUUGGAGCAGAGUGGCGUGGUGGUCAUUGAUCAGGCCCAGGAACGCACGGUCAGCACAGACCUGCUCCUCGGGCUGCUCAAAGACGUGCUCCUCGCGCGGCCAGAGCUCAGGCUGGUCAUCCUCACCGCCCCUCACUCCGCUGGGAAACUGCUACGUCACUAUGGAAGCGUUCCUCAGAUCCAGCUGGAUGGGACGCAGCCGUGCGAGGUGGUGUACGGUAGUGGGAGAGGAGGUGUGAAGGAUUACCUCUGCUCUGCUCUUAGACUGGCUCUGGAGAUACAUCAGAAUCAAAAUCAUGGAGACAUUGUGACAUUUCUGGCAACUGAGCAAGAGAUUGAAUGUGCCCAUGCCAUUUUGCGGAGAGAGGGUGCCAAUCUUGCAUUGUCUCAUGGCGAGCUGGUUCCUGUAUCUCUGUGCCCUGAGCAAGGAGACAGUCCCUCGGUGAUCUCUGAGGAGAGCAAGAGUAGGAGAGUCUUCCUCACCUGCAGCCCCAGUGAAGAUUUGUUCUGGGCCGUUCACAGCAUUCGCUUUGUGAUUGAUGCUGGAGUGCAAAAAAGAUAUGUGUACAAUCCUAGAAUCAGAGCCAAUUCCAUUGUCAUUCGACCAAUCAGCAAGAGCCAAGCUGAGAGCCGCAAACAACUUGCAGGCCCAACAGGCAAGUGUUUCUGUUUGUAUCAAGAGGACACAUCACUUCCUGCUGAGAGCGUCCCUCAUAUUCUUGAGUCUGACAUCACUUCCACUGUGCUCUUCCUGAAGCGCAUGGAAAUUGCUGGCCUGAGCCACUGCGACUUCAUUGACAGACCAGAUCCAGAAGGCCUGAUGCAAGCUUUAGAGGAACUUGACUAUCUUGCUGCUUUGGAUGAUGACGGAAAUCUGUCCGAGAUUGGAAUUAUCAUGUCAGAGUUUCCUCUGGAGCCACAGAUGGCUAAGACUUUGCUUGCGUCUUGCGAAUUUGACUGUGUGAGCGAAGUGCUGACCAUCGCUGCCAUGCUAACAGCUCCGAGCAGUUUCCUUACACCCCCAGUGGAACUGAGACAGAAGGCCUUACUGUGUCAUCAGAGGUUCCAGCACGCAGAGGGAGACCACUUCACCCUUAUUAACAUCUUUAAUGCUUACAAAUAUGCUAAGGAAGGGCCAUACUCGAAUGUGGAACGAUGGUGUGAAGACCAUUUCCUCCGUCUGUCUGCUCUUCAGACAGCGGAUGCAAUACGCUCCGAGCUAACAGAAAUCCUGAAACGGCUAGAGCUGCCAGUGUCUUUACCUGCCUUUGGCUCUAAAAGCAACAGCCUGAACAUCAAACAUGCCCUACUAGCUGGCUUCUUCAUGCAGGUGGCGAGGGACAUUGACGGGUCAGGGAAUUACUUCAUGCUGACCCAUAAACAUGUGGCUCAGAUCCACCCGCUGUCUGGCUACGGAACAGAGAUGCACAAGAAGAACCUGCCAGAAUGGCUUCUGUACCAUGAGCACACACUGUCAGAGAACAACUGUAUCAGAACCGUCUCUCAGAUCUCAGCACAUGAGUUCAUUCAGAUGGCGCCGCAGUACUUCUUCUACAACCUGCCACCUACCGAGAGUAAAGACCUACUGCAGCACAUUAUCGAUCACGGUUCAGCUGCCCCAUCCAAAGGCAAAAGAAAAUCCCAGACCCCCAUCAGCCCUGCCAGUGAAGAGCAGAGCCAUGAGCGCUGUACCAUACAAUGACUGAGGAAAUAGAAUGCCUCGCCACGUUCUUACCAUGACAACAAACACCAGGAUGCUUACACUGCUGCUCUGUUACACAGUAACCAUGGAAUUUCUGAAACACGACCAGGAAUCCAAAUUAGUUUGACUGAUUAAUCAAUAAUGAUGAAAAGAAAAGAUGUAAUCUGUUGCUUAAAUUCAAAGGGCAGGGGGAAAAACAUUUAGUGCCCCCCUUUUCACAGUGCCCGGGACAAUGCUUCUAAGUAAUAGCAGUUUGUACAGUUUGUCUUCUCUGCUGAAUUA
Messenger RNA from Sinocyclocheilus grahami, 2069 nucleotides. Its product is annotated as putative pre-mRNA-splicing factor ATP-dependent RNA helicase DHX32. Gene Ontology annotation, cellular component: spliceosomal complex; intracellular anatomical structure. NCBI's taxonomy places the organism in Eukaryota, Metazoa, Chordata, Actinopteri, Cypriniformes, Cyprinidae. Gene Ontology annotation, molecular function: RNA binding; helicase activity. Bases 69 to 1787 code for a protein of 572 amino acids. The transcript is spliced from 9 exons. The record is from RefSeq and is a predicted model, not a curated record.